GGCGGCGGCCACGGCACAGACACACACCCUCCCACUCGCGCGCAUACGGGCAGAGCCGGCGGGCGGGCGGCGGAGGCAUCCUCAGAGCCCGGCGCCCAGCUGGGAGGGGACGUGCGGCCGGGGACCGGCCCCGAGGCGCAGCAUGGAGGAGGAAAUGCAGCCGGCGGAGGAGGGGCCCAGCGUCCCCAAAAUCUACAAGCAGCGCAGCCCCUACAGCGUCCUCAAGACGUUCCCCGGCAAGAGACCGGCGCUGGCCAAGCGCUACGAGAGACCCACCCUGGUGGAGCUGCCGCACGUCCGGCCGCCCCCGCCGCCCUUCGCGCCGCACGCCGCGGUCUCCAUCAGCAGCAGCGAGCCGCCGCCGCCGCCGCCGCAGCAGUUCCAGGCGCAGAGCACCUACCCUUCCGGGCCCGGCCGGGCGGCCGCCACCGCCUCAUCGUCGUCUCCGUCCGCCGCGUCCCAGGGCCACCUGAGGACUUCCGCGCCGCCGCCCGCGGCCCCCGCCGCCUCCUCGUCCUCGUCUUUCGCCGCCGUCGUCAGGUACGGCUCGGGCCCGGCGGCCGCCGCGGGCAGCAGCAGCAGCGCGGGCAGUGACGGCGCCAGCCUGGAGCUCAGCGCAGAGAGUCGUAUGAUCUUGGAUGCCUUUGCCCAGCAGUGCAGUCGAGUUCUUAGCCUCUUAAAUUGCGGAGGAAAACUUCUGGACUCCAACCAUUCUCAGUCCAUGAUUUCUUAUGUAAAGCAGGAAGGCUCGAGUUACACCGAAAGACAGGAGCAGUGUCACAUUGGGAAAGGGGUCCACAGCCAGACCUCAGACAAUGUAGACGUAGAGAUGCAAUAUAUGCAAAGGAAACAACAGACUUCUGCCUUUUUGAGAGUUUUCACUGACUCCCUACAAAACUACCUGCUCUCGGGGAGCUUUCCAACGCCGAACACCUCCUCAGUCAGUGAGUAUGGCCACCUGGCCGACAUGGAUCCUCUGUCAACCUCCCCCGUGCAUACCCUAGGUGGCUGGACCUCCCCGGCAACGUCCGAAUCCCACGGUCACCCGUCCUCUUCCACGCUGCCGGAGGAGGAAGAAGAGGAGGAGGACGAAGGCUACUGUCCUAGGUGCCAAGAGCUGGAGCAGGAGGUUAUUUCACUGCAGCAAGAAAAUGAAGAGCUCAGAAGGAAAUUAGAGAACAUCCCAGUGCCCUGCCAGACUGUUUUAGAUUACUUGAAGACAGUGCUGCAGCAUCACAACCAACUCAUGACCCCACAGCCAGCUGACCAGCCAACCGAGAAUUCAUUAGGAUGCACUGUACCUCCAACCCCGACUGGUGGAUGCCCUCAGAGGAACAAAUCAACAAAGUGUUCAGUGAUGCCGUGGGCCACGCCCGGCAGGGGCGAGCGGUGGGAACUUUCCUGCACAAUGGCGGCUCAUUUUAUGAAGGGAUCGAUCACCAGGCUUCCCAGGAUGAAGUCUUCAGUAAGAAUUCCCAGGAUGGGUCUGGGGAGUAGUGGACAGAAUCUUUCCACUGUAGCAGCCGGUCCUCUCAAGAGUUCCAAUUGUGAAUGUCCUGUUACCAUUACUUUAGAGUCCAAAGCAUGUCAUUCUGUCAGACUUCACACAUCGUAAACCAUAACCUAUUGCCACAGUUCCCGAAUAGAAAUCCAUUUCAGGGCUGUUUGGGGCAUCUGUGAAGCCUACAACAGAUUUUCAGAAUAUUAUAAAAAGAAAAAGCUACGAUUGACUUUAAAUGAUGACUAGCUAGACAGUGAGGGUGAAAAGAAUAUAUAGGUGAGCUGGUCACCUGUCUGAAAUCUUCAAGUAAGCUAGUCUGCUUCCUGAACAGAGCUGGUCCCCACAGAAGAUGGGGUUAGUGUCCUGGCCAUGGCAAAGGUGGAGACACGGAAUUAUUUAAAGGGACAAGGAACAAGCGUUCUCUUAAUUCAAAUAAGUUGUCUUUAUGUUUUCCAAAGACUUGAAUUCAUACUUCUCAGCAAAGACAUAGGAUAGGUGACAUCAUACAAGUAUGCUGUGUAUCCGUUGACAGAGCCUGUUAUUAAAUAGAAACUAGGGAAUAGAGGCCAGCUCUAGACAGUAAUUAAUUAGAAGUCACCUGUUUUUCUCAGUUAUUUUUUACCAAAAAAAAACACAAAACUCCUACCUUGUUGAUCAGGAAGGCGCACUGUGUGAUCUGUGGAGUUUACAAACAGUAAUAGUUUUCCUUAUGUCAGUCAAGAAACAUCCAAAGAUCCAAAACCAUUUUCAAAUGCUUGAUUUUCUAGAUUCUUAAAUCCACAAUUCCCACAACCUUCAAUCAGACUUUGUUGACACGGUGCCAAAGUGAUGGGUUGAUCAAUGAGAAUUUCAGUUAGGUUUUUGGUGCACUGAAGACCAAACAAGCCGUAUGACUGAUGGUAUUCAUUGAAUUGGCCAGAUGUUCUGAAGUGUGUACACAUAGCUUCAAGGCCAUUUUGACAACUAUGCAAUGGGCUUGUCUGUUUCUCUGAAAUUUCUCUGAAAUUUGAGGGCCUUCCCGUGCUGAGUUGAUCUUUAGAAUUUGCAUAAACCGUAUGUUUCUCAUUGUCACUGAUGAAAAUGUUUCAUCCCAGCUGCUGUAUCCCUCCUUCCCCCUACGUUCCCCUGAACUGCAAGCUCUGGCUAAGUUCACACUGGACCACUCCUACCCACUUUCCCCGCUUUAAUGUGAGUUCCGUAGGUGAAAUUAGUAGUGUCUUUGGAAACAGUUCUUAUCAACAAAUGCGGUAGCGAUGCUAGAAUCUACUUCUGAGGGCUUCGGGUUUGGAUGUCAGGAGAAGUGUCAUUGAUGAGACCAGUCCAGAUUACUACAUUCUUUGGAAGCAAAGGGCUCCAGGGGAAGCAUUUAUUGAAGGCUGUAAUGUCAUCUGUAGACGUGACUAAGGAUUUUGGAAAUUGGUUGGAAAUUCAUUUAAAGUUUAUGAGCAUCCAUUUAUAAGGAGGGUUUUUUCUGCCUUUUUUAAUUACCCUUUACAUUCAAUAAUUAGCACCAAUUAUAUGUACACCCCUAGAAAUAGGUCCUUCUUUAGUUUUUGUAAUGAUUAUUAGUUUCAACCAUUGAAAAAUUUAAUGUUUAUAGAGAUGGUCAUUUGUUGGAUCUGUUCAUUGGUGUGGGGAGAACAAAUAUUUCAGUCCUGUUUUGGGCAAGUUAGCUAAAAUUUGGAGGUAAAAGAAUUAAAGGCAAAUGUUGUUUACAGGAUAUUGGUUACAGGUAUGUGAUGUUGCGUAUGAGAACUGGGCAACUAAUCUUUGGCUAGCCGAGGAAGAGGAAAGCUACUUCUUGAAAAGUUUAGAGGUCUAGGAAGUCAAUAUCUAACAAGGUUCUUGGUGACGUUAAAUCUUGGCCAGAAGAAAAAUACCAUAAUCUCAUCUAUCAUCUUUUUUUUUUUUUUGCAUUGGACUUCAGUGAUCCUUACUGCUGACUGAGCACGUGUCCUUUUUUGAUCAAUAGCAGCAGUAGUUGAUCACUGCUUUAAAAAGCAAACACUUGCAACUCAAAACAUUUUCCUGGAAGCUUGAGAAUAGCACACGUCUUCACAUGUAAGCAUCACAGGGGUCUGUUUCGUCUGUGUUGUGCCCAGGCCACGUGGUUGCAUACUAACGUUGCUCCAAAGGCACACCUGGUCGCCUCUCACUUUCCCCUCCCCACCCCCCACUUUCUGGGUGAAGUAUUUCUCUAUCAGCUGUUUUUCAGUAUUUCACAAAUUGCAAAAUGCUGGAACUACUACACAUUGGCCCGUAAACAUGAGUGACUUAGCGUCACACAGCCAGUUCCAAUGCCUCUGCUGGAUCUAGGACGUACGACCCCCUGCCCCCGGUGCGAUGUUCCGUGAACUCUUCACUGUGCAGCCGUGUUCCUUUAGCCUAGCCCACCGCCUGCUGCAGGCGCUAACAGCACACGGCUCUGCUCAGGAUCGCUUAGGUUUUCUGCUGUCUGCUCCCCGCGGUUCGUGUCCCACGCCGCCAUAGGGGCUUCACCUGUAAGGCUGGGUGUUACCUGGUUCGUGGUGGGUGCCUGCACAGUCACCUGAGUUUUCAAAUCAGGGAUUACGAAGAUUGUUCACUGACUUUUUUUUCUUUUUCUUUUUUUUGUAAAACUACGUAGUAUGGCCUUUGUGUAGCAAGGUUAAAAGCUCACAACUAAGGAGAUUGGAUGUUGUCACUCCUCUGUCAGCCUUUCAGUUGAUCUCUUUGGAGACCUGAAGAGGUAGCUUGUUUUCUUGAUUUAAGUUUCUCCAUCUUUUUCUGGAAUUGGACAAAUUGCUGUCAUGACAAGAAACUUAGACUCAUGUCAGCUCUUAGAAUCUUCCUUUAGUCAUUUGAGCAUUAGUGUAAAGUAGAUUGAAUUAAAACAGCUCAGGAUGCAGUUGUGCUCCACUUCAUUGGUGAAAGGAGGAGGUCGCAGGACUGGCCUGACACCAAAGACUAAACCUGACAUUUUGUCAGUGAGUGGGUGUGGCCAGCAUCCCGGCUCCCAGAAGAGCCCAUGCCUGCAGCAUGAGAUGCCUGACGGGUCCCAAAUUAGCAUCUCACCACCGAGAGCAUACCUGCUUUCCCAGUAAACUGAAGCUCCACCCACGUCCCACGGGGCUUAGGCUAACCCUUCAGUGAUCUGUACUGGAGGACAUAGCCCGGGAACUUAUGGAGGGGAGCCCUGUCCUGCGAGUGGUUACUGAAAUCACAUUCAGAAUCUAUGGUUAACCUCAGUGUCAAGUACUUUGGGGCAAAAACUAAACAUUAAAGUUUGUACCAUCCCGUUUUACUUGAAACUAUUUCAUCCAGCCCUGAACCCAGGCGUUACUCUCGUUCCUCAUUUUCAUCAUAGCGUUAGGUUCUUGUCACCGUUUGUGUUUCAUAAGGCUUCACGAGGAAUGUAGAGGAUAUUAGAGCAUCUGCAGAAAAUUGCUACCAUCUCUUUGGUAGGGGAAUUGAGAGGUGUGUGUAGCUACUUCACAGCGAUUGAGCUGGUGGGUGAUUUUAUAUUCUGGAUCUUUCUUAGCCCUUCAUUAGUCAUAAACACAUUGACCUAAGAGACUGCUCCAUUAGGAUUAUAGGGAGAUAAAGUUUAUUAUACUCUGUUAUUUGAUCCAGCUACUCCAUGUGUCAGAGAAUGGUUUUUUCAGUUCACUGAUUAUUCUUAUAAUAUCAGAUGUUUUUCCAAGUCUAGACAGUGAUCCAGACUUGGGGAUCUACAGCAUCAUGAUGUCUACAUUUUCCUGCCACCUUCAGUGGCUUUUCCUCCCUUCUGUUGUUGUCAGAAAGACAGAUGGACCAUCAUAGAAGGUUAAACAUGCACUGUUUUUAGAAAACCAAACAUGACGUUGCCCUCAUCUGGAGUCUGUCAUUCAUUCUGUACUCUAGAACCUUAACCUAAUACCCACUGACUACCUCCUUAGUUUUUUCUUAGAUUUCAGUUAUUUUUUAAAAUCGCUCUUAGAUAACUUCAUUUUUUAGAAAAGAUUUAAAUCUAUAACGUCUCUCAUUCGGUGCUAUGUCAUUUCACAGUACAGAUCUGUGUAAUUUUUGACAGCUCUUACAUACAAAUUUUUAGAAAUGUAACAGAAAACGAUUUUGCACAUAUGGUGCAAGUCUUGCUGAUGUGUGUGGCGACACUUACCAAAACUGCUUGGCAAAACAUGUCAAACAGAAUGCUUGAGUCAGAACUCUAACAUAAAUGUGUCUAAACAGCAGUAUGUCUCAUUAUGAUAUAUUUUUGUAAACAUAGUGAUGGCUUCUUUCACUGGUGUAAGUACUGGAUUAAAAAUAACCACUUCACUUGGAAUGAUACAGGAAGAUGUCACCCAGUUGAUGGCCCUCUGUAAAGUUACUUGCAUUUCCAGCCAAUGGCAUUGCUUCUUCUGUUUCUGUUGCUUUUUAGACGAGAGUGAAGAAUUGAUACCAGACUACAUGGAGUGCAAGAAUAAUAACCCAGUAAUAUUUGCCUCCUAAUAUGUAAAACUCAAAACUGGAACUGAUACAUUUACACAUUGGAGACGACUUUACCCUCCACAGUAUAUUCAAUUGCAAGAAACAUUGAGAGGACUGUACUUUGCUCAUCUAAUGACCAGCUUAGCUUGGCUAUUGAAAGCACUAAAUUACCAAAUUUUGUGGUAAAAUUGACCAGAUUAAUUUUCUUCAUGACCAUCUAGAGCUGACUAGGGUUUCAUUGAAUCAAAAUUCCCCAGGUUGUAAUAAAAGUACAUCUGUUAAUGAGACUCAUUCAAAAACCACUUCACUCUCACCAAUACCAGUAGGCACAUGGGCCUUAGCCAUGUUGGAAAACUAGGCCCAUCCAAAGCCACUAACAGCAACAAGAGUAGUAACUAUAGCUAAUACUCACUGAGUUCUUGUCUGCCAGGUACUUUGCUAAGCACUUUACAACCACCUUCUGAGGCUGUUACUGUUGUUAUCCCCGUUUUCUAGAUAAGACUGCUGCCCAAGGUCCUCAGCUAAUGAAAGGGUCAGUUAGGGCUCAGCAGGCAGAAUGACUAAUUGAGUUUUCCCCAGUAGUCAAAGCAAAGUUCUCAGAGCCCGUCAACACUUUGGAAUGGAUUUGUUUUCUUUAUGCCUUUGAGAGAAAGUUGCUAUUUGUAUUAUUAAAAACCACCUUUAAAGUAUGUUGACACUUAAGUAGGAGCAUAUAAGUCACAUAUCCUCUGGGAACUGCCAAGGUUUCUGCAUAAGAUUUGACUUAUGUAAGAUCCUGUGAUGAAGAGUAGAAAAAAAUCUUAAAAACAGUGAAUAUAUUAAAAUCACGUAUUCAGAUUUUUUUCCCGGUACAAACAUGCAGGGAUAUAAAAGCAAAAAUUAGAACUGAGUGAAUUGAUAUAUUUUUGGAACUCCUAGAUAUUAGAAGUGGCACUGGACAUCAGUUAGCCAAUGUUCCAUUCACUUUUCACAUUUGUUGUACUUGUAGCCUUAGAAUUGAUGAGUCAGGUGUGGAAGAGAGGGUUUUACUUUAUGAUGUCACUGUGAGAACUGUUGUGAAGAUUUUGUAGGAAAAUACAGUAAUCUGUUGAUUCUUCCCUGUAGUGGCUUUAACACCUCUGGCUGUGUUUAAGUUCAAGAGCAUGCCAAGUCCUUGAGGGCCUAGCUUGUGCUUCUUGGGAACAGGGCAUGCCAGACCUAGAGAUGGGUCCUGAAACUUUCAAGGUCACUGGUCCAGCCUGACCCUGCCCAAUUUAAGCAUUGCCUUUAUGUCUCUUCUCUCUGGAACUUCAUGUAGCAGCCUAACACUGGGGCCAACUUGCCUUUACUCUAUUUUCUAUGAUGAACACUUGUGGAGAAACUGUGACAAAUCCAUUGAUCCUAAUAUUUUUAUUGUUGGAGUCUUGUUGAUUCUCUAUGAAUAAUUUCUAUUUGAUUGUACUGUGUAGAGUUAAUACCCACUAGGGAUAUGUUAAUAAAACUAUAAAUGCAUAGUGUAAUAUAGAAUAGCAAGAUUUUUUUGUGAACAAUUUAUAUAGAAGAGUAAGUUGUUUUUUAAGUGUUAGGCACAUUUCUUUUAGGAACUUAAAAUGUUAUAAGAGUUUUUUAAACAUUCAAUAUUUUUAAUUAUAAGAAACAUUUGUUACUA
Molecule: messenger RNA, 7598 nt
Organism: Rhinolophus ferrumequinum (greater horseshoe bat)
Lineage: Eukaryota; Metazoa; Chordata; Mammalia; Chiroptera; Rhinolophidae
Gene: BEND4
Product: BEN domain containing 4
Exons: 4
Coding region: 143-1615 (490 amino acids)
Molecular function (GO): DNA binding
Source: RefSeq, a predicted model, not a curated record